CCUAAUUCCAAUCUCAAAAAAUGUCAAACCAAUUACGAGCAGUAACCCUAACACACGUUCGGUACCAAAAAGGAGAUAAACUAGGCCAUUUCUUAGCAUGGGUUUCACUAAUCCCGGUUUUCAUAACCUUCGGGGGUUUCAUCUCACAUUUCAUCUUUCGUCGUGAAUUGCAAGGAAUGUUUUUCGCAUUAGGCUUAUUAAUAUCACAUAUCAUCAGCGAAAUAAUCAAGUUCUACGUAAAACAAGCCAGGCCCGAAACAUGCAUUUUGUUAGAAAUGUGUGAUUCACAUGGCUGGCCAUCUAGCCAUUCACAAUAUAUGUUCUUUUUCGCUAUAUAUUUUGCUUUGAUGACUUAUAAAAGAUACGGGAUUAUAUUGAGACGACAAAUGUUGGUUGCGUGUGUUACUGUUUGGCCUUUAGCAUUUCUUACAAUGUAUUCUCGGGUUUAUUUGGGGUACCAUACAAUUAGCCAAGUGUUUGCUGGUGCUAGUCUUGGUUUUUUACUUGGUGGUUUGUGGUUUUGGGUUGUCAAUUGUUACAUUAAGGGGUCAGUUUUUCGGGUGAUUGAAGAGAGUUCGAUUGGGAGGUUGUUUUAUAUCAAGGAUACUUCACAUAUACCGAAUUUGUUGGAGUUUGAGUAUGACAAUGCUAGAGCUGCAAGAAGACAUCCUUCUUAUAAACGGUCCUGA
Molecule: messenger RNA, 689 nt
Organism: Erigeron canadensis
Lineage: Eukaryota; Viridiplantae; Streptophyta; Magnoliopsida; Asterales; Asteraceae
Product: lipid phosphate phosphatase gamma-like
Exons: 1
Coding region: 21-689 (222 amino acids)
Biological process (GO): lipid biosynthetic process; protein N-linked glycosylation
Cellular component (GO): intracellular membrane-bounded organelle; endoplasmic reticulum membrane
Molecular function (GO): dolichyldiphosphatase activity
Source: RefSeq, a predicted model, not a curated record